Sphaerodactylus townsendi is the source of this 3251-nucleotide messenger RNA. It is a transcript of the gene CMTM3, whose product is annotated as CKLF like MARVEL transmembrane domain containing 3. NCBI's taxonomy places the organism in Eukaryota, Metazoa, Chordata, Lepidosauria, Squamata, Sphaerodactylidae. Gene Ontology annotation, cellular component: membrane. Bases 14 to 703 code for a protein of 229 amino acids. The transcript is spliced from 5 exons. The record is from RefSeq and is a predicted model, not a curated record.
CCCAGAUCUGCAGAUGCAAAGCUGGCUCGUCCGUCCGCGCACACCCCCUUCCUCCCCGCUUCCGCAGGCUCGGGAUUUCCGUUUCCCUCCUUUUGCAAGACCGUCGCUCUUCUUGCAAGCUCAGCAGGGCGCUCCCGGAUCCAAGGCCGCCCUCCCCGCUUGCAAAGCUUGCAAACUAAGCAUGCACCCGUCCGAAGCGGAGGAGCCGGACCAGCGGGCGCCGGAGCCGGGGAUCCGCCAGCUGCUGCCCUCCAGGGAGUUCCUGCUAUCCCGCCAAGGGCUGCCCCUGGUGGUCGAGGCGGUGCUAUCGUUUAUCAUUUUCAUCUGCUUUAUCGCUUCCAAAGCCUCAGCUUUCUUCAUUGUGCCCCUGCUCACGUUCCUGCUGGCCCUGUUUUUUUUCUUUGCGUAUUCCCUAAAGCUGUACAAGAAGUUCAAAGAAACCUACUGGCUGUUGGUGCAUUUCUUGUGCUGCCUCGUUUCUGCCAUUAUCUACUUCGCCAUCUCGAUUGCUACAGUCUCCAAAUACUUUGACGGGGGAGCGAAAGCAGCCGGAGUCUUGGGCUUUGUUGCGACCCUCGUGUACGCUCUCGAUUUCUACAGGAUCUUUAACAAUCUGGUGGCGUCACUCAAGCAAAGCGAUCCUUCAGAAGCUGCUGAGCAGCGUAGAUCAGAAGAGGAGGCUUCCGACUCGGAUUCAGACUGAAGAGCAUCAGGGAGCAGGAGCCAGUGAUGCUCUCUCUUAUAACCUGUGUAUGUGUGUGUGGGUAUGUGUGAAUUUUCUUCCCAUCUGUGCAGGGAGCAUCGCCAAAGCCAAGGUCAGGGAUAAAGGGGAAGAGGAACAUCCCCAUCUCGUAGGAACUUCCUUGGGAAAGCAAAUUCUGCUGGUGUUUUGAGCCUAACCAGGACUUCCUUCUACCUUCCCUCCUUCAGCACUACAGCGUACAAUGCGGGUGAACUUCGGAAGUUAGAAUCUAGUAAUCUUUUACAGUCAGACUCAUUAUAGGGCGAGGUGUGUACACAUUUGCCCCCUGCAAGCAAGGCGCAAGGCAAAGCACGCAACGCCGAGUCUCUUUUAAACGUUUGCUCUCGCUUUUUAAAAAGUUCUAGUUUUGUUCUGCUUUUUAAUCUUAAAAGGUAAACAAAAAUAGAAUUACUGGAAUGGGAUCUGCAUUUGCAACAGCUGUUGAUGCAACAAAUGGGUAGAUAAAAUCAGUGGUUAAAUAGGCAUGGCACAACUGUGAAAUAGCAGGUUUGGUGCAGGGUUUUUGCUUUUCUGAACAGCUUGGGGAAGAUAAGCAGAGAAUUAACUUAACCCUUCUGCUUCUCCAUUCCAAAUUCUUCAAAUGUGUGUUCCAAAUGUGUGUUUAAUAAAUCCAAGCUUGUUUGGAACCAAAUUGGGGGAGGGGAAGCAGCAGGGGGCAUUUGGAGUAGAGAUACGGUGGACUGGGGACAGAGGCAGAGCGCUCACGGGGACAUGUGGGGUCACAUGUCCCUGGGUGCACCCCAGCUGGUCCCCUCAGCCUGGCCCCACCAGUCAGCAGAGCCUCCGCCUGCCAAAGGAGCAGCAUGGCUGGGCCACCUUGGCCCUACCCGUGGCAGGCUCCUCCCAGCUAAGGUAAGUGGGGUGUGUGUGUGUGUGUGUGCAGGGGAGGGUGCCCGGAGCAAGUGUUGCCCCCGGCACCUUCCCCCCUCCCAUGCCUCUGACUGGGGAGUACCAACCCCAGCUGCUUCUCUGCUUGACUCCCUCAGAGCUGUUUAAAACAGCAUCAUAGUCCUUACACCCACUCUCACGUUAAUUUUAGCCGUCUGCCUGCUGGGCUUACGUAUAUUUGAUGCUGUACCGUAUUGCAACCAAAGCUUAGUAACAGAGUAUGAUUUGGGUUAUAGGAAAUUUGAUUUCUCUAUGCUUUGGUCCAGUUUUCAAAAGGGAGGAGGGGUGUUGGGCAAUUGUUGCGGGGAGGCAAAGCCAUGAUGUCGCCCGCUCCUAACAGCCCUGGUCAAAUCUGCCUAUCGGGAAGGUAGUGAUGCAGACCAGCUUUAGACAAGGAGUAGAAACUCCAACCAGUAGAGCAAUAUUACUUUGCACAUAAUAAAGACCUCCCGCUCAACCCAUGGCAGCCAGUCAUUGAUGCCCAUGCGUCCUGUAAAGUGCUGUCAGGCUGCAGCUGGCGUGGCAAUUACCAUACCGUUUUCAAGGCAAGCGAUGACCAGAGGUGGUUUGCUGUUGCCUUCAUCUUGGACUUCCUUGGUGGACUCCCAUCCAAGUACUAAGUGGGGGUGACCCUGCUUAGCUUCGAAGAUCAAGGAAACCUGGGCCAUCCAGGUUUGGGCACCCUACUGGAUGGCCAUUCCAGCCAGGAGAAGGAUGGGAAGUUGGCCAGAUUAAGCCUUCAGCAACUUAACAAUAUUCUUCAGGAGGCGGCAGCUUGAAUUGGGAAAAACUUCCUAACAGUUUGUGUCCCCAACCAUCUCUCACAGUCGUCCAGCUAACUAGCCAUAAUAGCUAAAUGGAAGCCAAGCAAUGGAGAGUUUGCCAAAGCAAGGGAGGGCUGUUGCCUGCUUGUAAGCUUCCCCAUAAGUGUCUGGUUGUGGGGAAACUGAUCCACAUCGACUUCUGCUCUGAUCCAACAGGACAGAGAUGAUUGUUUUUUAAUACGAUUGCUAGAAUAAUUUCAUAUAAGCGGUAAAACAGCUGUGACAGUUGGCUGCAGGCAUUCAAAGAGACCAACAAAUUAUGUCCCAAUUACCCCCUAGUCUCAAACGCUUUCUUAUAGAUAUGAACGGGAGAAUUUUGUCUUCCUUCUACAUAAGGUUAUUGUUAAGGGGAGCUCUUAAACAGUUUAUUGGUUAUGCAUAGCAUUUAGCAUGUAUGCUAAAUAACAGUGUGAAAUACUACAUUUUUAUAGGUACAAACCACGGCAAAAAAAAAUUAUUCCUGGCAUUUUAGUGAGCUGCUAGUAGCUGGCUCCUAGCAGUGCACAGAGGUGCUUUGCAGGAAUAGCUGGGCUUAAUAACACAGUUCAGGGGUGAGUAAAAGUGCUUCCUUAAUGUGAUCAUGAAAAGUCCUGACGCCUUCUCAGGAGCAAGCCUUUGGAACGCUCCAAAUGAAUGUAUUAUAUUUAUACCUCUUUUUUUACUGGCAUUUAAAUAUGAUAUUAUAAUUUUUUAAUCUGUCUCUUACGUCAAACUUUUUAUAUAUUGCAUGUGAAGUGCCACAUUGUUCAUGCUGGAAUAAACAUCACUGACAAGCG